AUGGAGACCACCGAAGUUCAUCAGACCACCGUCGUGGACGAGCCCAUGACCGACAACUUCAACGAAAACCUCGCCGACCAGGGUGAACUUGAGGCGCCUCUCAAGACCGAGGACGAAUAUGCCAUCUCUGAGUUGACUCUCCGUGCUAUCGUCUCCUCCAAGGAGGCCGGUGUCAUUAUUGGCAAGGCCGGCAAGAACGUCGCUGAUUUGCGCGAUGAGACUGGUGUCAAGGCUGGCGUGAGCAAAGUUGUUCCCGGUGUCCACGACCGCGUUCUCACAGUUACUGGUCAACUGCGCUCGCUUGCUCGGGCCUACGCGAUCGUGGCCAAGGGCCUUCUGGAGGGUGCCCCGCAGAUGGGCAUGGGUGGCGUUGUCUCUAACAACGGAACUCACCCCGUUCGCCUUCUGAUCUCUCACAACCAGAUGGGUACCAUUAUUGGACGACAGGGCCUCAAAAUCAAGCACAUCCAGGAUGCUUCUGGCGUGCGCAUGGUCGCACAGAAAGAAAUGCUUCCCCAGUCUACUGAGCGCAUUGUGGAGGUGCAGGGCACCCCCGAAGGCAUCGAAAAGGCUGUUUGGGAAAUUGGCAAGUGCCUGCUCGACGACUGGCAGCGCGGAACUGGCACCGUUCUCUACAACCCCGCUGUUCGUGCUUCUCUCAGCAGCUCGCAGCCCCUGAACAACAACCCCGUGGCUAGCAACAACAGCAACAGCAACAGCAACUACCAAAACAGCCGCCAAUACAACCGUACUGGCAACGGUAACGACUUCAGUGACGGUGGAUAUACCCGCCGAUCCAACUCCGACGCUGGCAACCGCGGCUACCCCAUGGUCACCGAGGACGGUGAAGAGAUCCAGACUCAGAACAUCAGCAUUCCCGCAGACAUGGUUGGCUGCAUCAUCGGCCGGGCCGGUACCAAGAUCACCGAUAUUCGCCGUAGCUCCGGAGCCCGUAUUUCCAUUGCCAAGGCCCCUCACGAUGAGACUGGCGAGCGCAUGUUCACCAUCAUGGGAAGCGCUCAGGCUAACGAGAAGGCCCUUUACCUCCUCUACGAGAACCUCGAAGCUGAGAAGACCCGCCGCAGCCAGUCCCAGGAGUAA
Molecule: messenger RNA, 1101 nt
Organism: Penicillium nucicola
Lineage: Eukaryota; Fungi; Ascomycota; Eurotiomycetes; Eurotiales; Aspergillaceae
Product: KH domain-containing protein
Exons: 2
Coding region: 1-1101 (366 amino acids)
Biological process (GO): 3'-UTR-mediated mRNA stabilization
Cellular component (GO): cytoplasm; nucleus
Molecular function (GO): mRNA 3'-UTR AU-rich region binding
Source: RefSeq, a predicted model, not a curated record